Molecule: messenger RNA, 711 nt
Organism: Cynara cardunculus var. scolymus (artichoke)
Lineage: Eukaryota; Viridiplantae; Streptophyta; Magnoliopsida; Asterales; Asteraceae
Product: ethylene-responsive transcription factor ERF084-like
Exons: 1
Coding region: 1-711 (236 amino acids)
Biological process (GO): regulation of DNA-templated transcription
Molecular function (GO): DNA-binding transcription factor activity; DNA binding
Source: RefSeq, a predicted model, not a curated record
AUGAACAUCUACUUCCAAGCUCUUCAACACUAUCAAACCCCAUCUUUUUCCCAUCCUAACCAAUCGCCGGAAACCUACUUCUCAUCGGAAAAUUACCACGACAACCACCCUACUACUGCACUUGAAGGCAUAGCCGCCGUCGUCGGAGAACAUGUUCUCUUCGGAAAAACCGCACCUUCAACAACAACCACACUCAUCGCAACAGAAAACGAAGACAACAAACAAUCAAAAUCACUCCGGUCUGACAAAAACGGUGGCGGUGCGGCGGAGAAGAGUUACAGAGGAGUGAGAAAGCGGCCAUGGGGACGGUGGUCGGCGGAGAUACGCGAUAGAAUCGGACGGUGCAGACACUGGUUAGGAACAUUUGACACGGCGGAAGAAGCAGCACGAGCAUAUGACGCCGCCGCAAGACGGCUGAGAGGAGCCAAAGCCAGGACCAACUUCGAGAUACCGUCGGUGUUUCCCCCAUCGGCGGCGGCGGCGGCAACGGUGGAAACCAAAAAGAAAGGUGGAAGUAGUAGUAAUAAAUGCCAUGUAGUGACUUCAGUGGAUCAACUCUUCAGCAAUUCAUCUCUGAUGAUGAUGAAGUCGAAGAUGAUGAAUGAUCAAGAAACUGUUAAUCAUCAUAACAAUGCCAUCAAUCAAGAACUUGAUUUGAAUCUCGGUGUUGGAUUCAACAAAAAGGCAAGAACUAGUUCUAUGUUGGGUUGA